Molecule: messenger RNA, 1198 nt
Organism: Schistosoma intercalatum
Lineage: Eukaryota; Metazoa; Platyhelminthes; Trematoda; Strigeidida; Schistosomatidae
Source: the annotation of a GenBank genome assembly
AGACCGGUGUUAGGCAAGGUUGCUUACUCUCACCCUUUCUCUUUCUCCUGGUGAUUGACUGGAUCAUGAAGACGUCAACGUCUGAAGGGAAGCGCGGGAUACAAUGGACAUCUAAGAUGCAGUUGGAUGAUCUAGACUUCGCAGACGAUCUGGCCCUUCUAUCCCAAACGCAACAACAGAUGCAGGAGAAGACGAACAGUGUGGCAGCAGCCUCAGCAGCAAUAGGUUUCAAUAUACACAAAGGUAAAAGCAAGAUUCUCCAAUACAAAACAGCCUGCACCAAUCCAAUCACAAUUGACGGAGAAGAUUUGGAAGAUGUAAAAACCUUUACGUAUUUGGGCAGCAUCAUUGAUGAACAUGGUGGAUCUGAUGCAGAUGUGAAAGCGCGGGUCGGUAAAGCAAGAGCAGCUUAUUUACAACUGAAGAACAUCUGGAGCUCAAAGCAACUGUCACCCAACACCAAGGUCAGGAUUUUCAAUACAAAUAUCAAGACAGUUCUACUGUAUGGGGCAGAAACCUGGAGAACUACGAAAGCCAUCAUCCAGAAAAUACAGGUGUUUAUUAACAGUUACCUACGCAAAAUACUUCAGAUCCAUUGGCCGGACACUAUUAGCAACAACCUACUGUGGGAGAGAACAAACCAGAUCCCAGUGGAGGAAGAAAUCAGGAAGAAGCGCUGGAAGUGGAUAGGACACACAUUGGGGGAAGCACCCAACUGCGUCACAAGACAAGCCCUCACAUGGAAUCCUGAAGGUCAAAGGAAAACAGGAAGACCAAAGAACACAUUACGCCGGGAAAUGGAGAUAGACAUGAGAAAAAUGAAGAAGAAUUGGAUGGAAGUAGAAAAGAAGGCCCAGGACAGAGUGGGUUGGAGAAUGCUGGUCAGCGGCCUAUGCUCCAUUGAGAGUAACAGACGUAAGUAAGUAAAGUAAGUAAGUUAUCAUCACAUGAUAGGAGUGACCGAUUUAUUGUUUAAUCCCAAAUUACAGAGUGCUUUGUUAAAAUGUAGAUAUCAUACACUAACUACAUCAUUUCCACAUCUAUUUUGAAUAGUUUUUUGAAAGCUUCAUUAUUCCUUCAUUCUCUUAGUAUUUUGAAUGCUUUCAGUUUCCUUUUCUCUUCUUUUUACUUCAAUCUUCUCAAACUUCUGCACGCAAGCAUUCCAUUUCCGAUUAGUGCUACGUGCUACUUAUAUCUG